AUGAUAAGACGCCAGUCGAGAAGUGCGUGUUACGAGAGCUGUCCUGAGCACGCGCUUCCGCAAGGCCGCCCGAUUAGAAUGCAGGGAUCUCGCGUCCAAGGCUACGAUACCGCGGUCGGUCGCUGCACCGACAUCGAUCUUCCUCUCGGUAGUUUGGCAAUUGGAAGUCCGCUCAGGAAGUAUCCUGUGAAGGUGACGCUCACUCAAAAAUGUAACCAGCCGAUCGGAAGUUAUAAGAAUUUUGUACGCAUCUUUGGUGCG
Molecule: messenger RNA, 261 nt
Organism: Brenthis ino (lesser marbled fritillary)
Lineage: Eukaryota; Metazoa; Arthropoda; Insecta; Lepidoptera; Nymphalidae
Source: the annotation of a GenBank genome assembly